CAGCUUCGUUUGCUGACAUUUUAAAAUCGUUUGGCAGCCGUGUCUGUUCAAAACAGAACGGAUAAGUUUCGGCCACGCUUUUAAAGUCAAAAUCGGCUAACUUUCCACGAAGAUGCAGAAUAAAGAAAAUUACGAGCCUAGGACUACCCAGCAGCCGUUUGCCACCCCUAUCACGUUAACGAACGCCCCGCGUGCUUUGGUGAAGCCGUGGCCGGGAACUGGCAAAAAUGUUGUCCCAGGACCAGGGAGAGAAUGUGUCAGUUCGUCUUCCAGUUCAGGUGCAAAGAAGUUCUCCAUCGAUGACUUUGACAUCGGCCGACCCCUCGGGAAAGGCAAGUUUGGCAACGUGUAUCUUGCCAGAGUGAAGGAGAUGCAUGCCGUCGUGGCUCUGAAGGUGCUGUUCAAGUCCGAGAUGGAGAAGGAAAGUGUGGAGCACCAGCUCAGAAGGGAGAUCGAGAUCCAAGCCCGUCUCAACCAUCCCAACAUCCUGCGCUUUUACAACUAUUUCCACGAUCGAAAAAGGGUGUUUCUGGUGCUGGAAUACGCUCCACGCGGCGAAAUGUACAAGGAGUUGCAGCGGUGCGGACGAUUUGACGAGCAACGCACUGCAACUUACAUGGAGGAGAUAGCUGACGCGCUCCAGUACUGCCACAAGAAGAAGGUGAUCCAUCGCGACAUCAAGCCAGAGAAUCUGCUUCUUGGCUUUCGCGGAGAGCUGAAAAUAGCCGACUUCGGUUGGUCCGUGCACGCGCCGUCACUCAGACGUCGUACGAUGUGCGGCACGCUGGACUACCUCCCUCCCGAGAUGGUGGAGGGCCACACCCACAGCGAGAAGGUGGACCUGUGGUGCAUCGGGGUCCUCUGCUACGAAUGCCUGAAUGGGAACCCGCCCUUUGAAACAUCCAACCAUGCCGAAACAUACAAAAGAAUAGUGAAGGUGGAUCUGAAGUUCCCUCAGGUAUUCUCUGCAGGCGCACGGGACCUGAUCUCCAACCUGCUCCGCCACUGCCCCAACGAUCGCCUCUCGUUACAGGACGUCAUCGAUCACCCGUGGGUGCGCACCAACUCCCAUCGGAUCUUGCCUCCCAUCUGUCCCGCUAAAACGUCGUGAGCACCCCACCUGCUCUCGAUGGAGAUCUGUUUUUGCUUUAUUCCACGGUGAUGAUUGUUGUACAGUGUGGUUUAUUCCUAGGUAGUUAAGAUGUAUUGGUUGUUUUAUUGUCAUCUUGUGUCUGAAAAGUGUUUCUGAUGAUGCCAAAGUGCUGUACUUCUCAACGCUUUUGCCUGAUUGUAGGGCUUGAAUUUAAAUUCUAAUAAACACAUACUUUUACCAUGAA
This is a messenger RNA of Entelurus aequoreus (snake pipefish), 1337 nucleotides long. It is a transcript of the gene aurkb, whose product is annotated as aurora kinase B. Gene Ontology annotation, biological process: regulation of cytokinesis; protein phosphorylation; mitotic spindle organization. Gene Ontology annotation, molecular function: ATP binding; protein kinase activity. NCBI's taxonomy places the organism in Eukaryota, Metazoa, Chordata, Actinopteri, Syngnathiformes, Syngnathidae. The coding region runs from base 113 to 1111 and encodes 332 amino acids. The transcript has 9 exons. Gene Ontology annotation, cellular component: chromosome passenger complex; spindle midzone; spindle pole centrosome. The record is from RefSeq and is a predicted model, not a curated record.